CUCUAUGAUGCGCUUGCCUGGCAACGGCCACUUGGGUCUGCGACCAUUCCACAGGCAAACUGUGGGGCAGCCGCUCACACAGGACGAGGAGUCAGACAAUUCGGGUCUCUUCUGAGAACUGACCUGGGUUCUGGAGUUUGCUCUCGUCCCUGACAGGAGACCAGCUCUGCCUUGUCGCCAAGCCACAGUUGGUCACUGGGCAGCCCCUCUGGAGGUCUGGCUAAGCACUGAGGAACUGAGGUGGAACCUUCUAGAAGACAUUGCCAUUGGCCCUGGGCAGAUGUCAGCAUCUCCUCCUGACUGCUGUACGCAGACCGCCUCCGGAAGCACCGUGGCUCACCGUUCCUAGAUCUGCUUCAUGCUUUGGGUGUCUCCAACAUGUCCAGCCCACUGCAGUUUUUAAGCCAUUCGGAUCCAGGAAGGCUUGCUACAGGCCAAACCAAAGAGCCCCGCGAGGCUAAGCCAUCAGAAGCCAGGCAUCAGUCAGCUCACACGGCUCAGAAAAAUCCCCCGGGGGUUCCCAACAGGAACCCAAACAUGUAUAAUAAAAGGACAGCUGACCCAGCUCGUCCUGAACUUGCUGGCUUGUUGGUGAAAAACAAGACUCUCUUAGCUGAGCUAAGGAAUCUUCAAAACAAACUCUUCGUGAAAGAAACUUCAUUGCGGGAGAUGCAGAGCGAGCUGGAGAGUUACAGAGAACACAACGCGCAGCAGACGUUCCAGAUAAUGUCCCUGAAGGAGGACAUCAAGGACCUGCAGGAACUCAUUGCUUCUCUAUCCAGAAUUAAGUCUUUGAAGAACACCAAUAUUCAGAGCCUUGAGAGAGGCAACUGGGACCUGACUGAACGCAUUAUAGGACUGGAAAACUCUCUAAGGUGGGCGAUUGUCUGCCUUGCUCUCACACAUCUCUUUUCUCAGAAGUUUGCAAGUAAUACUUCAGCUCUAAUGGGUCACAGAGUUUAUUUUUUAAAGAUUUAUUUAUUUGACAAGGGUGAAGCUCUCCUGGCCAAGAACUUUGAGAGGGACAUCUUCUACUCUGAAGGACCAAAAGACGGGCAGAAAAUCUGGGAAAAAUGCCAACAAGAUUUGAUCCACAAAGAAAAGCAAACACCCGAGCUAGACAGACGUCCGUAUCCGUGUGCCUGGGGCGCCGACGCGGGGCAGUUCCAGUACCAGCAGCUGCUGAGCCAGCUGGCCACUCUGCUGAGUGACAGCGUCGGCCCCAUAGCAGCCACAGAGGACGCGGUGAAGGAGCGGAUACAGGAGAUGGGCGCCAACGCGCAGUCCUGGAAAUCCAGAACGGAAGACCUGCAGCAGGAGAUCCAGUGGCUCACGAAGCAACUGGUGCAGCUGCACCCUCUCGGUGAAGACGCGGCUCAAGAACCAUCCCCCAGUGAGGAGAAUUACUGGGACCAAAAAAGACCCUUGAGACGCCUGGAAGGAAAAAUUGACAUCAAUGACUUUUUCCAACGGAAAUUGGAUUUGGACAGGAAGAAAGACAAAACAAUCGAAAGGCUCCGCCAAUCCUUAACAAAAGUUGAAACCAUGAAAGGGAAGGCAGUCGGGAAAACAGACAGCGUGAAAACUGCACUAGAGCCUGCGGAGCAAGAAGCAGGAGCGGACACGGAGAGAGCCCGUCCCGUGUCAGACAGUGCCGCUGCCCAGCUCUCCGCAGCAAAGAGCUCCCUGGACGGUGUCUCAGGACGGGAACGAGAGGAAAACCCCAUGGGUAAGAAUUCCCAGAGAGAUGAGCAUGGCAAGAAGUUCCGACAGCUGGAGGAGGACUACAAACAGCAAAUGCUGUUGACGAUUCGGCAGAGUUUGCAGAUUGCUACGACCCAAAAAUUGGAGGAGAAAAUUCAGAAACUUCAGAAACAGCUCAGCGAUUUGAAAUUGUCAAAUAAAAAUAUGAAAACCCAGCUGACGAGAGUAAAUGCCCUUAAAGACAAAACAAUCGAAAGGCUCCGCCAAUCCUUAACAAAAGUUGAAACCAUGAAAGGGAAGGCAGUCGGGAAAACAGACAGCGUGAAAACUGCACUAGAGCCUGCGGAGCAAGAAGCAGGAGCGGACACGGAGAGAGCCCGUCCCGUGUCAGACAGUGCCGCUGCCCAGCUCUCCGCAGCAAAGAGCUCCCUGGACGGUGUCUCAGGACGGGAACGAGAGCUUGUCGACUUCCGAGAAACUAUUAUGAAGAUGUUGGGGUUUAACAUGAAAACAGCAAAUAAGGAAAUCAUCAAUCAGCUGAAGCUUAUUAUACAGAUUUAUGAAAUAUCUAACGAGCCGAAGACUGCGCCUGACGGGGACUCUGGACAGGAAAAGGAAUGAGGAAGUUCUGCCCCCCCCUUCAUACCAAGAGGAACUCAGAAGACGUAGGUGACCCUCCAGCCCCUUGAAGAUGGCUACUUUAUGAAUAAAAUGCACUGGAAAAUUUUCA
Messenger RNA from Oryctolagus cuniculus (rabbit), 2434 nucleotides. The record is from RefSeq and is a predicted model, not a curated record. NCBI's taxonomy places the organism in Eukaryota, Metazoa, Chordata, Mammalia, Lagomorpha, Leporidae.